AUGGAGCCCCGCAGGACCCCUCCAGAGUACUUCCUGGAGAUCUUCGCAGACACAACCACCGUGAGGGAUGUAUUAAAAGGCGUCCUCAACCUCAUCUUCUUCCACCGUUACUUCCCAUCAAUUCGGCCGACAACCUUCGACGUUCUUGACUUCACCCUCCCCGCCAUCGACGACGUCGAGCUCGAAACCCUGAUCGAAUCCCGCAUCAGCGCCCUGGUCCGCCAACACACUUCCGCUACCAGUACCCAUGAAGGCGGCGGCGGCGUCCGCGGUCGCAUCGCGGUCGAGUUCUACGAGAAGAAGCGCAAACGCUCCGGGGCGUGGUUCAGCGGGCUAGCGGGCAAGGGAGAAGAAGAGGUAUGCUGGGAGGUGUGGAAUCUAGACGUGACGAUCGCGACGCCUCGGACGGAAUCAGAACGCGCCAAAGUCCGGAAGGCGAUGGAGAACAUGCUCCAAAAGGCUGCGCUGAAGAUCCUCGCGGUCGUCAACCGGGAUAAAGAUCACAUCCCGCCGAUCACCACCAGCGACUCUAAUCCCUUCCCCUAUCGAAUCGUACUGAAUCCCCGCUCGGACGGCUGGCAGAACCGGUUCGGCUUGUACUGA
Messenger RNA from Aspergillus viridinutans, 603 nucleotides. Its product is annotated as autophagy-related protein 101. The transcript has 3 exons. The record is from RefSeq and is a predicted model, not a curated record. Lineage: Eukaryota; Fungi; Ascomycota; Eurotiomycetes; Eurotiales; Aspergillaceae. Gene Ontology annotation, cellular component: phagophore assembly site. Gene Ontology annotation, biological process: autophagy; autophagosome assembly. The coding region runs from base 1 to 603 and encodes 200 amino acids.